Messenger RNA from Egretta garzetta (little egret), 725 nucleotides. RefSeq names its product regulator of G protein signaling 4 (gene RGS4). Bases 1 to 630 code for a protein of 209 amino acids. The record is from RefSeq and is a predicted model, not a curated record. Lineage: Eukaryota; Metazoa; Chordata; Aves; Pelecaniformes; Ardeidae. The transcript is spliced from 5 exons.
AUGUGCAAGGGACUCGCCGCACUGCCAGCCACUUGCUUAAAAAGUGCCAAAGACAUGAAGCAUCGUCUGGGCUUCUUGCUGCAGAAGUCAGACUCCUGCGACUACAGCUCUUCCCAGGGCAAGAAGGAGAAAAUAUCCUCGAGCCAGAGGGUUAGCCAAGAGGAAGUCAGAAAGUGGGCAGAGUCUUUGGAAAACUUGAUCCACCAUGACAGAGGACUGGCUGCUUUCCGUGCUUUUCUCAAAUCUGAGUAUAGUGAGGAAAACAUCGAGUUCUGGGUCAGUUGUGAGGACUACAAGAAAACCAAGUCACCAGCCAAGCUCAGCCCCAAGGCCAGAAAGAUCUAUGAUGAGUUCAUCUCAGUGCAGGCAACAAAAGAGGUGAACCUGGAUUCAUGCACACGGGAGAAGACGAGCCACAAUAUGCUGGAGCCUACACUGUCCUGCUUUGAUGAGGCUCAGAGAAAAAUAUUUACCCUCAUGGAAAAGGAUUCUUACCGCCGUUUCCUCAAGUCCCCCUACUACCUGGACUUGGUCAGCCCUCCUGGUGCCGGCUGCAGGCCUGAAAACUGCAAAAGCAGCCACACUCACACCUUAGACUGCAACUCUAAUAUCAUCUCUCAAUGUGCCUGAACCUGCAGCGAGGCAGGGGCGAGGCCGGGCUCUCGCAAGAAUAUACGGCAGCAAAAGCAUUCAUUGGCAUGAAGCAACAGAGCUGUCUCCAAUAG